CUCCCCUACAAGACGCAACUGAAAUUCAACAAUACACAGAAGGCUGUUACUACAAUUACAAUCACUACAAUGAAGGCGAUAGAAUAUUAACGAACGAGCCCUGCCUGAAUUGUACCUGCCACAAUAAGAUGCUGAUGUGUUAUCUGCGUGUUUGCCCAUUUACGAAACCAAUUGGACACGAUUGCAUCGUUGAAAAGCGUGAGGAUCAAUGCUGUCCAAUUAUCACAUGCCCCGAGGUUCCUGUCGAUGUUGCGCAUCAUGUAUCUGAGCCCGGCACAGAGCUAAGCAUACCCGAGAAAUAUGGCUGCAGCAUCGAUAGCAAAUUCUACCCCGAAGGCGCACAAGUACCAUCAAAUCCUAAUAAACCAUGCGAGCUGUGUUAUUGCAUUAAGAAUCGCACGUCAUGUCUAAUGCAGGAAUGUACAUUGCACAUUGAUGGUUGCACACCGAUCUACAAUAAGGGAUCUUGCUGUCCAGUGCGUUACAAUUGCGAUCACGAGAAUGACGUUUUGGAGCUGGAGGAUCACUCGUCCACCACAUCGACCACAACCACAGAGCGCCCAACGCCGGGCUUCAUUCUCACUACCACCAUGACACCAUCGGUCUCCGCAGACUGUGUGCACAAUGGCGAUGUUUACGCCGAUGGCGCCUCCAUUACUGGCAAGAGUGCCUGCGAACACUGCUACUGCAUGCGUGGAGAUAUUGUUUGUGCCGUUCAAGAAUGCGACAUGCCAAUGCUAUCUAGCAAUGGUAAGAGCUGUCAUGCACUGCCGCCAGCAGAGGGUGAAUGCUGUCCCAGCAAUUAUGUCUGUGAGGACGAUUCAGCCACUACAGAAAUCAUUGAGGUGACAACUCCGCCGUAUGCGAAGGAAAAAGAAGCGGUUACUGCGUCCGCGGACAAGGAUCUGCACGGUGCCAUACCAGAGGAAGAUAUUCAACUACAAACACACAUUGACGAAGAUGAGGAGAAACCUGCCGGUCAAGUUACUACUGCACCUCCGGAUCUGGCAAUUGAUGUCACUGGAGCAGCAGUGACUGCCGCUGAAACACAAGAAGCUGAAAGCGAAAGUUCGACCGAGAGCGCUACAACAGUUAAAUCUGAAGUUUCAUCUGAAACAACCGAGAAGCAGAAGGAAAAAGAAGAGCCAACAAGUACCGACGCAUUUGAGCCUAUUUCAGAAGCCACAGCAGAACCUGAGGGUACUAAACGUAUUAGCACUGACAUUGACGAUCAUGCGGAGACUACAGCUAAACUUGCUGCCGCAGAAGAAGUGACCACUUCCGAGCCCAGCAGCGAAGAAACGGAAGCUACCACAGUACCGGCUAUUAAGGAAGUGGAAGAGAAACCCGCAGUCGAAUUCGACGAAAGAAUUGAUACUGAAGCUUCUAGACCCAGCAGCGAAGAACCGGAGGCUACGACAGUGUCUGCUAUUAGUGGAGAUAAACAUAAACCUGCAAUUGAAUUCGACGACAGAAUUGAUGCUGAAACUUCCAGACCCACCAUCGAAGAGGCGGAAACCACCACAGUGCCGGCUAUUAGAGGAGAGGGCCAGAAACCUGCAGUUGACUUCGGCGAAAGAAUUGAUGCUGAAACUUCCAGACCCAGUAGCGAAGAACCGGAUGCUACCACAGUGCCGACUAUUAGAGCAGAAGGGCAGACACCUGCAGUUGAGUACGGCGAAAGAAUUGAUGCUGAAACUUCUAAACCCAGCAGCGAGGAAAUGGAGGCUACUACAGUGCCCGCUAUUAGAGGAGAGGAACAAAAACCAGGAGCCGAAAUCGACGAAGGAAUUGAUGCCGGAACUUCUAAGCCCAGCGGCGAAGAAGCAGAAGCUACUCCACCUCCAGAAGUGUCUGUGGUUCCAACCACUGUACCUUCACCAACAAAAUCAGAUAAGGAAACUAGUCACGAAACCAGUGCUGAGGUUCCUGAGGGAGAGAGAUCUACAGAGUCCUCUGAAGGGGCCGCAACGGAUCACGAAAAACCUACCACAACUGUGCGACCAACCGUCGAAAAGGAAAGCUCAGAAGAAUCGACAGAGUCAGAGGAUAUUGAUGUUACUACAAAGAAACCAACUGCAAUUGUGUCCGAGGAAGCUUCAGAGCAACAAGCAAGCACUGAAAUCAGCUCAGAGCAAGGUAGCGGCGAAGAAUCAACCGAAUCGGCAGAAGCUGAAUUAUCAACGGAAAAAUCAACGGAAGCCUCCAGCACCGAAGAGGAAGUGCCAGAUAUGCAACUGCCUUCUGUUAUUCCCGGGGAAGGAGACUGUUUGGUCGGCCAUAGAACAUACGAAAAUAAUACUAGCAUUCCGACAGCAGAUGAAUGUGAUAUCUCUUGCAAGUGCAUUAGCAGCAUCGUGGUCUGUAAUAAAAUUGAGUGCGAUGUGCCGAAAGACAUUAGCAAGUGCAUUAUCGAUCAAGCGAGCACGGACAAAUGCUGUCCCUCAUUUAUCUGUGAACCACAUGGCAUUGAAACCACAGCGGCACCUAUUGCACCGGAAGACGACCAACCAACAAUUGCUCCCUUCUCAGAUAUUGACAUACCUGUUGUUCCUACUGAGCAGCCAAUGUCACAUGUCAAGGAAGAAGACGUGACAGGAAUUGUGGAGAGUACGGCAACACCAAAGAUUGAUCAAUCCGACUUGAUUACUGAAGAUAAUGAACAAAUUGAGAAGGCCACCGCUGCGCCAAGUGCGCAAGCAGUGCCAGAACAGGCCAGCGACAAAGUGGCAGUUUCACCCGCAGCAUCAGUUGACGAAGCUGAAACGGAGAAAGCUACAGUUUCUCCAGCAAAGGGAGCUGAACAAGCUGGAACCACUACAGCUGCACCAUCCAUCGAGGAAGCUGAAAAGAUCACAACUACACCUGUGCUUGAAGGUGAAAUAUCAGAGGAAAAAUCUACUGCUACCCCGGAAAUUGCAGAAACUGAAAAGGCCACAAUUGCGCCGAGCAUUGAGCAGGAAGAAAAGGUGCCAGAAGAGGAGUCUGCAGUUUCAGAAGAAAUUGAAAAAGCAACUGCUGCUCCUGAUCUUGGUGAUGUUGAAGCAGUUACUUCAGCUGCAGAAGAAGUGGAGAAGUCUACCUCUGCUCCUGCUUAUGAUGAUAGCCAAAAGGCUGACGAGCACGCAGGCGUACCCACCACUCUUAAUCCGGAUCUGGAAGAUGUUGAAAAAGUCACUUCUGCUACCACUGCUGGCGAACCAGAGCUUGAUGAAGGAAAAGAAAAGGUCACAGUUGCACCAGAAACUACUGAGGGUGAGAAGGCUGCCACGGCCGAAGAAAUUGAAACAGAGAAAGCAACUGCUGGCCCAAGCAUCGAAGAAAUUGAAAAGCCUACACCUGCUUCUAGCUCAGACGUUGAGAAAGGUACAGCUUCUCCGGACACUGAAGAAAGCGGGAACAUCACCGCAGUGCCUGAUGCCGAACAACCUGUACAAUCUACUACCGCUUCUGUUGCUGAGGCUGUCGAAAAAUAUACUACCGAAAGUGCCGUGGAAGCCGAAAAGUCAACUUCUGCUCCUCUCAGCGCAGAAAGCGAGAGCACUACUGUUGUACCUGUUGUGAAGGAAGACAAAGAUGAAGAAGUAGGCGAGAAGUCCACUACUGCUCCAGGCAUUGAUGAAAUUGAAGAAGCUACUGCAGAGCCAGAAAUCCAUGAAGGAGAGAAAGUCACUCUUGCUCCAGCUGUCGGAGAAACUGAGCAGCCAACAGCCGCCCCUGGCAUCGAAGACGCUGAGAAGUCUACUGCUGCUCCUAGCGGUGAAAAAGUUGAAAAGCCCACCGCAGCCCCAGUCCUCGAAGAAAUUGAAAAGGUUACUGCUGCUCCUGACGGUGAUGUUGCCAAAGAAAGCGAGAUAGCCACGGCCGCACCAGGUGUCGAAGAGGAAGAGAAACCAGCUAAGCCUGAUGAAGAACAAGUAGCUGAAGUCACUACUGCUCCAGUUGACUCGGAAAUUGAGAAAAGUACUCCUGCUAUCAGUGAUGAAGGAAUUGAAAAGGUUACUGCCGCUCCUGCUGCCGAGGAACACAAAGAGGCUACUGCUCGUCCCGACAUCAAGGACAUUGAGAAGACAACUCUUGCUCCAGUUGCUGAAGGCAGUGAAAGGACUACACUUUCUCCGAUUGUUGUGGGUGCCCCUGGUGCUACAGAGAGUGCCCUUGAAGUUGAACAAAGUACUGAUGAAGAGGGCAUCGCAUUAUUCACUGGAAUUCCACGACUUGAUUUGGAAGAUGCUGUGCAUGAAGGAACAGCUGCUCCUGGGACAGAAGGAGACAUCGAAAAGGCCUCACCUGCACCUGAAAAGGUCGCUGGAGAGGAGGAAUUCACUCUCAAACCCGAUCUUGAAAGUGAAAAGGAAACGGAGGAGUCUACCACGGCUCCUAUUUCUGGGGAUAGUGAAAAGUCUACUGCUGCUCCUGCCAUUGACGCACUUGCGGGAGUCACCGCAGGUACUGAAAGCGAAGAGGGCGAAGGUAGCGGAGAGGCUGCAACUGUUGCAACUGGCGAAGAAGAUGGCACCGCUAAAAAAGAAGAAAAGGUUACAGUUGCACCAGAAGUGGAAGGUGAAGAGCCGGAGAGAGGUACUACUGCAACAAGUGCAGCCACAGUUGAAGACAUUGCAAAUAUUACGGCUGCGCCAGGAACCGAAGCCGAUAUCGAAGAGUCUACAUCUGUUUCGGAAGCUAUUGAAAAGACCACCCUUAGAUCUGAUAUUGAAGACGUUAAAGAGGCUACUGCUGCCCCUGAUGUUGAAAAUAUUGAAAAGGCUACUGCUAGUCCUAAAGGCGAGCAAGAUGAAGGCGCCCCUGGAAUCAAAGAAGAAGCAGAAGGUAUUGAGAAAUUCACCGCUGCUCCUGAAGUUGCGGAGAGUGAAGGCCCGGAGAAAGCCUCCACCGUUCCUGGAACUGAAGAUACCGAAAAGGCUACUGCUCCUCCUGGUGCUGGAGAUAUUGAAAAAGCCACUUCUGUUCCUGAAGUCGAAGAAAACGAAGGCGUUGAGAAAGCCACCUCCACUCCUGGAGUCGAAGAUAUUAAAAGUGCUACUGCCGCCCCUGGUGCAGAAGCAAUUGAAAAGGAGACUGUUGCUCCUGAAUUGGAAGAAAGCGUCGAGAAACCCACCACCGCCCCUGGAAUCGAUGAUACCGAAAGCGCUACUGCUGCUCCUGGUACAGGAGAAAUUGAAAAAGCUACUGCUGCUCCUGAAAUCGAAGAAGGUGAAGGCGUCGAGAAAACUACUUUCUCUUCAGCAAAAGAUGAUGUUAAAAAAUCCAUUCUUGCUCCUGAAGUCGAAGAAGUAGAAAGUGUACCUGGUACCGAAGAUGUCGAAAGAACUACUGUCGCUCCUGGUGCAGGAGAAAUCGAAAAGGCUACUGCUUCUCCUGAAUUCGAAGAAGGUGUCGAGAAAGCCACAUCUGCCCCUGCAAUCGAAGAUGUCGAAAAAGCUACUGCUGCUCCUGAAUUGGAAGAUGGCGUCGAGAAAUCCACAUCCGCCCCUAGAGUCGAAGAUGUCGAAAAAGCUACUGCUGCUCCUGAAUUGGAAGAAGGCGUUGAGAAAACCACCUCCGCCCCUGGAAUCGAAGUUACCGAAAGCGCUACUGCUGGUUCUGGUGCAGGAGAAAUGGAAAAGACUACUGGAGCUCCUGACGUCGAAGAAGGUGAAGGCGUCGAGAGAACUACUUCCGCUCCAGCAAUCGAAGAUGUUAAAAAAUCCACUCUUGCCCCUGAAGUCGAAGAAGGAGAAGGUGUACCUGGUACCGAAGACGUCGAAAGAGGUACUGCCGCUCCUGAUGCAGGAGAAUUCGGAAAAGCUAGUGCUGUUCCUGAAUUGGAAGCUGGCGUCGAGAAAGGCACAUCUGGCCCUGGAGACGCAGGUAUUGAAAAGGCUACUACUGCUGCUCCUAAAUUGGAAGAAGGCACCGAGAAACCCACUUCCGCGUCUGGAAUCGAAGAUGUCGAAAAAGCUACUGCUCCUCCUGAAUUGGAAGAGGGCAUCGAGAAAUCCACAUCCGCCCCUGAAAUCGAAGGUGUCGAAAAAGCUACUUCUGCUCCUGAAUUGGAAGAAGGCUUGGAGAAACCCACAUCCGCCCCUGGAAUCGAAAAAGCUACUGCUGCUCCUGGAGAAUUUGGAAAAGCUACUGCUGUUACUGAGUUGGAAGGUGGCAUCGAGAAAGUCACGUCUGCCCCUGGAGAUGAGGAUAUUGAAAAGGCUACUACUGCUGCACCUGAAUUGGAAGAAGGCGCCGAGAAACCCACUUCCCCGGCUGGAAUCAAAGAUAUCGAAAAAGCUACUGCUGCUCCUGAAUUGGAAGAAGGCAUCGAGAAAGCUACAUCCGCCCCUGAAAUCGAAGGUAUCGAAAAAGCUACUUCUGCUCCUGAAUUGGAAGAAGGCGCCGAGAAACCCACAUCCGCCCCUGGAAUCGAAAAAGCUACUGCUGUUCCUGAAUUGGAAGGUGGCAUUGAGGAGGGCACAUCUGCCCCUGGAGAUGAGGAUAUUGAAAAGGCUACUACUGCUGCACCUGAAUUGGAAGAAGGCGCCGAGAAACCCACUUCCCCGUCUGGAAUCGAAGAUGUCGAAAAAGCUACUGCUCCUCCUGAAUUGGAAGAAGGCAUCCAGAAAUCUACAUCCGCCCCUAGAAUCGAAGAUGUCGAAAAAGCUACUGCUGCUCCUGAAUUGGAAGAAGGCGUCGAGAAACCCACCUCCGCCCCUGGAGUGGAAGAUACCGAAAAAGCUACUUCUGCCCCCGAAUUGGAAGAAGGCAUCGAGAAAGCCACAUCUGCCCCUGAAAUCGAAGGUGUCGAAAAAGCUACUUCUGCUCCUGAAUUGGAAGAAGGCAUCGAGAAAGCCACAUCUGCCCCUGGAACUGAAGAUAUCGAAAAGGCUACUGGCGCUCCUGAAUCGGAAGAGGGAGUCGAGAAAGUUCCUUCCGCCUCAAGACCCGAAGAUAUCGAAAAAGCUACUGCUGUUCCUGAAGUCGAGGAACCCGAAGGCGUUGAGAAAACCACAUCCGCUCCUGGAAUUGAAGGUGUUGAACUGGCUACAACUAUCCCUGAUGCAGGAGCAAUCGAGAAAGCCACUGCUGUUCCUGAAGACGAAGAAAGUGAAAAGGCCACUAUUGCCCCUGAAGUUGGAGAUGUUGAUAAAACCCCAGCAGCUCCAAGUGUCGAUGAAAUUGAAAAGGUUACUGUCGCCCCUGCUGCUGAGACAGAAGAAGUCGAAGGAAUCGAAAGGACGACUGCAGGUCCGAUUUUGGAUGAGUUCGAAAGGACUACUACUCCCUCUGUUUCCGAACAUGUGGAUGAAUUCAAAAAGACCUCUGUUGCACCUGCUACUGAAGGUAUUGAAAAUGUUGUUACAACUUCUGCAGCUCCAACUGUCGAUGAAGGAUUCGAGAAGGCAACAGGCGUCACUCCCUUGGAGACUGGAGUUGUUGUGGAUAACGAGAAAGGUUCCCCUGUCGACGAAGAUCGGGAGGGUGUUACUAUUGUUCCUCGCCUGGACUUGGACCUUGAAGAGGCGACCGUUGCUUCUAUCGCGCCAGAAGGUAUGCAAGAGAUUGCAACACAACAUCCAGAAAUUAGUAAGACAAAAGCUUCCCCAGCUCCUGGUGUAAUAGCUGAUUUAGAAUCAGAGGAGGAAGGCGAAGGCUCCGUAGAAUCAGAGGAAGAAACUUCAACUAAACACACAGUACAGCACAUUGCCGAAUUUGUUACGGAUCAUGGCUUGCCAAGCACAACCGAAAGUGCAGUGAAACCAUCGAAAACUGAUGAUUUCGAAGCUUCAGGCGAGGAAGGGGAAAGUAUAGAGGAUAUUACAGUUAAACCUACCUCGGGACCACAAUUAAUUGGAGAAGACAUGGUUUCAGUCACGGAACCAGCCGAUACUAACAAGGAGUCAGUCACGGAGAAACCUGAAGAAGAAGAACAAAAACAAAAAGGUGAAGUCACCAGUGAAGCCAAACCUGAGGACAAAGAACAAUCAACAACAAUCAGAACUCAUUUCGAAGUCGGCGAAAUUACAACGGCUAAGCCUGAAAGCGAAAAACAAACGGAGGAAGAUCAAAUCACACCUUCCCCCGAAACUGAAGCUGAAGGAGAAAGACAACCAACAACGAUAAAACCUGGACUUGAAUCUGACGAGAAGAUACAGCCUCCCACGGCUAUUCCCGAACUUAAACCUGAAGAAGAGAAACAACAAGAAGCAGCUCAGCCGGACUCCGAGUUCGAGACAGGCGACGGAACACAACCCACGACACUGCAUCCUGAUGUCGUAGCUGGAGAAGAUUCGCAAGCAGCAACAACAGCCACUCCUGAAUCCGAAUCGGAAGAAGACAAAGAAUCCGAAUUGCCAGAAAAGAAACCCUCCGCCACAGCUGCCCCUGAAAUUACGACGGACGAAGAAAAACAAACAGUGACGGCGGAACCUGAAUCAGAGGGUCCUGAAACUCAACCUCAGGAAGAAAAACAAACAGUGACUACGAAACCAGAAGCAGAAGAAGAGAAAGGACAUACCACAGUAGCACCUGAUGUUGAAUCUGAAGAAGAGGAGCAACCAGAGACAUCUAAACCUGAAGGUGAAGCGGAUGAAGAGAAACAACCUGCCACAGCUGCCCCUGAAUCUGAAUCUGAUGAGAAACCACAACUAGCAACAGGCAAACCGGGUGAAGAAGCCGAAGACGAGAAACAAUCAGCCACAGCCGCCCCUGGAGCUGAGUCCGAAGAGGAAAAACAACCAGCGACUGUCAAACCGGAAGGAGAAGCGGAUGAAGAAAAACAACCUGCCACAACCGCCCCUGAAGCUGGGUCUGAUGAGGAAAAACAACCUGUCACAAGCGCCCCUGGAGCUGAGUCCGAAGAGGACAAACAACCAGCAACUGUCAAACCGGAGGAAGAAGCGGAAGAAGAGAAGCAAUCUACCACAGGCGCGCCUGAAGCUGGAUCUGACGAGGAAAAACUACCAGCAACAAUAAAACCCCAGGCCGAGGAAGAGAAAGAACAUAUCACAGUUGUCCCAGGAACUGAAUUUGAGGAAGAUCAACAAGCAGUGACGGCCAAGCCGGAGACUGAAACCAAAGAUGGAGAAAAGGAGGCUGUCUCAUCCACUCCAGUUUCUGAGGCCGAGGCCGACCUCCAACCAGCUACAGACAAGCCUACACUUGAAGCUGAAGAAGAGAAACUGGCUGUCACAGUUGCACCUACGGAUGAAACUGAAUUUAAGAAAGAACAAGGAGCAGUAACAGCAACUCCUGAAACUGAAUCUGAAGUUGAAGAACCACUAGUUACAAUCAAACCUGCAUUCGAAUCUGAAGAAGGCAAACGUCCAACAACCGAAAAACAAGAAGCCUCCGCAGAGGUCGCCAUCAGUUCUACCGAGAAGACCUCAGCCGAGCAAACAGAUGUCAGCACAGAGGAAGAAAAGGAAAGCAUCGCAACAACAGUUCACCCACUAUUCCCACACAUUGGCACAACACUGCCAACACCAGCGAUCGACAGCCGGAUCGACAUCGCUAAUGCAACAUCACAACCCGAACUUGCAACAGAAACAACAACGCCGACAAAUCUCAUCAGCAGCGAUGUGCUCAUUACCACACAGCCAACAAUCACACACUAUCCACCACCAGCACCUGUAUACGGUCAGUAUCCAUCCUAUAACGAUGAAUAUCCCGACGAAGACGAGUCAGAAGUAUUCGGUCCUGGCACUUGCCGUUAUGGCGGCAAACUUUACGUCUCAGCGCAGCAAAUACCACGAGACGAUCCUUGCGAUUUCUGCUUCUGCUUCAGAAGUGACAUCAUUUGCUUGCAACAAUCUUGCCCGCCACCAAUUUCCGGCUGUCACGAAGAACCUAUCUCGGGCUUCUGCUGCCCACGAUACGAGUGUCCCGUGUCGAUGGCAACCGUACUGAAUAUCACCACCAGUACGACAACGACGAGCACAACACUGCCGCCACAUUUCCUGCAUCACUCAUAUGGCGGAGCGGUGCAACGAAAUGGCUGCCUAAUCAAUGGCAGAUCGUACAAGGUCGGCGAGAAGAUCGAAUCGACGAGCGGUCCAUGCAUCAAUUGCACUUGCGGUGGCGAUGGAAAAAUGAAAUGUGAUCCUCAGGCGUGCGUGCCCGAACCGACGAUGCAGCAAGUGAUGGCUGUCGUUGCGACCGGCAGGAAAAGAUGAAAUAAUCGCUAAGCAUAAACGCUUACAAAUACAACACAGCAGAUACAAUCACACUACUCACAAUUAAAAACCAAGAAAGACUAGUGAACAAAAAGAAUCUGCAAUCCCGGUGCCAAAACCACAAUGAAAUAUUACAAGUACAUACAUAUAUGAAAAUAUUGUAGAGGAAGAGAAAGUUGUAGAAGAAAGCGAUAAUUGCAUGCAAAGUUUUCGAGGGAAAAAUGAGUUAGGCACGCACACAUACAUACAUGCAUACAGACAUAUCGACGUGUGUGUUGUUGUUAGUGGGGCUCCUUUUUUUCUUUGAAUGCAUACACCCUUAUUAAUUAUACGAUAUGAUGCCGAUGAUGAUAAUGAUAAUGAUGACGUAGAUGUAAACUAAACAUAUUUAUAUAAAAAAAAAAAUCAGCUAGCAUACGAGCAAACAACCAGUGAUAUUGUGCUGUAUACCUAGUAUAGGUGCAAUUAACAAUUUUUGUAAUUAAGGACGCACUUACUUAAGCGAACUUUUUCGUUUGUAAUUUUGUAAUUGUAAAAAAAAAACAAAAAAAAACAAAAAAACAGAAUAGGAAACAAAAAAA
Rhagoletis zephyria (snowberry fruit fly) is the source of this 10747-nucleotide messenger RNA. It is a transcript of the gene tnc, whose product is annotated as tenectin. The record is from RefSeq and is a predicted model, not a curated record. Gene Ontology annotation, cellular component: extracellular region. Gene Ontology annotation, molecular function: protein binding. NCBI's taxonomy places the organism in Eukaryota, Metazoa, Arthropoda, Insecta, Diptera, Tephritidae.